AUGAGUAAACCAACCGAAUUCAAAGAAAACACAUCCAUUGUGGUUUUUGGGGCGUCAGGGGACUUGUCUAAAAAAAAGACAUUCCCUGCCCUGUUUGGGUUGUUCAGAGAGGGCUAUCUUGACCCAAGCUGUAAAAUCAUCGGCUUCGCCCGCUCCAAUUUGAGCGAUGAAGAUCUUCACGAGAAGAUCAAACCCAACCUAAAGACCAACAACGACGAGAAGGGUAGUGAGAAGAUAGAGCAGUUUUUGAAGAUGGUCAGCUACAUUUCUGGCCCAUAUGAUAAAGAUGAGGGCUUUGACAAACUUGCGAAAGAGCUCGAUUCUUAUGAGAAAAAGCAAGGCGUCAAAAGCCCACACAGAUUGUUUUAUCUGGCGCUGCCCCCAAGCGCUUUCGUCACGGUCGCAACCCAAAUCAAGAAAAAAGUGUACGCCGAACACGGUGAGACCAGAGUUGUCGUUGAAAAGCCAUUUGGUCACGACCUCGACUCAUUCCGUGAAUUGCAGUCCGAUCUUUCCCCAUUGUUUCGCGAGGAUGAGCUUUUUAGAAUCGACCACUACCUUGGUAAAGAGAUGGUGAAGAACCUGGUAUUCAUGAGAUUUGGUAAUACAUUCCUCAACGCUGCAUGGAAUAAGGAAAAUAUUCAAAUGAUUCAAAUCUCGUUCAAGGAGCCGUUUGGUACAGAAGGCCGCGGAGGCUACUUCGACGAAAUAGGCAUAAUCAGAGAUGUUAUGCAAAAUCACUUGCUGCAAGUGCUGACCCUUCUAACCAUGGAACGCCCUGUCACUUUCGACUCAGAGGCUGUCCGCGAUGAAAAAGUCAAAGUGUUGAAGGCAUUUGCUCCUAUCGACCACAAAGACAUUCUGAUUGGUCAAUAUGGCAAAUCCGAAGAUGGCUCGAAGCCCGGUUACCUUGACGACGACACCGUCAACCCCGACUCUAAGUGCGUUACCUUUGCUGCACUUGGUUUCAAAAUCCAAAACGAGCGCUGGGAUGGCGUUCCAAUUGUGAUGAGAGCCGGUAAAGCUUUGAAUGAGGGUAAGGUCGAGAUCAGAAUACAGUUUAAGGCUGUUCCAUCUGGAGUUUUCAGCGAAGUCGCUCACAAUGAACUAGUUAUCAGGGUGCAGCCUGAUGAAGCCAUUUACAUAAAGUGCAACUCCAAGACUCCUGGAUUGUCUACCACUAGUCAAGUUUCUGAGCUAGACUUGACAUAUGCAAGACGCUUCAAAGACUUUUGGAUUCCUGAAGCGUAUGAGGCUUUGAUAAAAGAUGUACUUUCCGGCGACCACUCCAAUUUUGUUAGGGACGACGAAUUAGAUAUCAGUUGGAAGCUUUUCACUCCUUUGUUGAAAUACUUGGAAGGCCCAGAUGCUCCAAAACCUGAAGAAUACGCAUAUGGCUCCAGAGGUCCGGCCGAGUUAGUCAACUUCUUGAAGUCUCACGACUAUGUGUUUGAAGAUUCUGGUUCCUAUCAAUGGCCAGUAAUUACGCCAGAGGUUACAAAGAAGAAGCAGAACAGUACGGAUUCUAAGAUGUGA
Molecule: messenger RNA, 1536 nt
Organism: Lachancea thermotolerans CBS 6340
Lineage: Eukaryota; Fungi; Ascomycota; Saccharomycetes; Saccharomycetales; Saccharomycetaceae
Gene: ZWF1
Product: glucose-6-phosphate dehydrogenase
Exons: 1
Coding region: 1-1536 (511 amino acids)
Biological process (GO): pentose-phosphate shunt, oxidative branch; glucose metabolic process
Cellular component (GO): cytosol
Molecular function (GO): NADP binding; glucose-6-phosphate dehydrogenase activity
Source: RefSeq, a predicted model, not a curated record